UCAGCCGUUUCAAGCUCUCACCGUACCGCUCGCGCCCCCAAUAGAAUGGAUUGGAUGCAGAGGGGGGGGGCAAAAUGAUGUGAGCAGUCUUUGCCGGGCACACAACAUGUUUGUUUCGAGGGCAAAAUCAGGUCUGUUUAGUAGCCGUUGCGGAUCCCACAAGCAAUACCCUACUUUUCCCAGUCUCCCUUUCUCCUUACACCAUCUAAAGAAAUGUGAUACACUGUGCCUCCCUACCUGGCACAACUUGCCAUCGAACAAACGGAAACGAGGCCCACGCUCUUUCUCUCCCCAACUCACACACAAAACAAAUACUGCUCGUGCUUUACGUCGUGAACGCACACAAUAUACACAGCCGACCCAGCGGGGCCAGACGCAUCCACAAUAGGGAGGUUUCUGCCGGAUUGUACAGGGUUGUCCCCUACCUCGUCGCUUCUCUUCUCGUGUUCUCUUUCUCGGAUUUCUUGUCAGAACCGGGGGUCAUCGUUGGUUGAAUCGUUGUGUGGAAGUGUUCGUUUUCCUUCUCUUCAGUAUCUUGAUUGCCGAAAAAGAAAAGAAAAU
Molecule: messenger RNA, 561 nt
Organism: Colletotrichum navitas
Lineage: Eukaryota; Fungi; Ascomycota; Sordariomycetes; Glomerellales; Glomerellaceae
Exons: 1
Coding region: 107-388 (93 amino acids)
Source: RefSeq, a predicted model, not a curated record